UUGACAUCAUGAGGUACCGGAGAAGAAAGAAAAAAUAAGUCUAGUCAACCGCCCACCGCAGGAGACUGGGGGGAUGUUCCACCACCAUCCUGGAUUUACAACCAUUUCAAGGAUAUUUGAGCACAAAGACGACAUUUUGGAAACUGUGAUAUUGGAGUAAGCCGACAUCUUGGAAACCUUCACCGCCAACUGACUUUUGAGGCCACAUGAUUGAGCGGCCGUUUUACCUGUGUGGCUGAAGACUCAAGGAGCAAACAAUGGAUCAAAACUUGUUUGGAGGAGUGCCCAGGUUCCUCACCCGCCCAAAGGCAUUCUCAGUGUGUGCAGGCAAGGAUGCCACACUGAGCUGCACUAUCGUGGGCAGCCCGACUCCACUGAUCACCUGGGAAAAGGACAAGCUCAAACUGACAUCUGGGGGCCGCUUCAAGACCGUGGAGGAUGGAGAUGUGUACCGCCUGACCAUCUAUGAUUUAACACUGGAGGACAGUGGCCAAUACAUGUGCCGAGCCAAAAACAACGUCGGGGAAGCUUAUGCUGCCGUGACCCUCAAAGUGGCCCUGCCAACAGAGAUGGCUCAGAGGGCCCCUGUAUUCACGGUUAAGCCUACCUCUACACGUGUAGGUUUGGGAGGAGAUGUUGUUUUCCACUGCCGGGUUGCAGCUUACCCUGACGCCAACUUUGACUGGGAAAAAGACGGGCGCUACUUGGGGGAGUCGAACCGUAUCAAGAUAGUUUCUGACAGUGACAGCAGCACCUUAAAGAUCCAAAGUGUGCGUAACCUGGACAGCGGCACCUACACCUGCAAGGCCCAGAACACUGUUGGCCGUUCACAGGCUGCAGCAGCUCUUGUCGUAGAUGCCCAGGAUUCCCACCACCUGUCUGGAGACAAAAACACUUCCCUCCUUUCUCACCUACAAAAGCGCAAGGAGGAAAUGAAGAAGGACAUCUCAAUAUAUCGCACUGAAGAAAGCAGAUCCUCUGUUACCUCCUCCACCACAGCUAACAUCACAGAUGGUUUGAGUCUGGAAUAUGAGCUGAGGGCAUCUGCUCUCGCAAAGCUGCCCAAAGGUGUGUUCACCCGUACCUGCACAGUGACUGAAGGCAAACAUGCCAAACUCAGCUGCUUUGUAACGGGUCACCCUAAACCGCACAUUAUCUGGAGGAAGGAUGGAACAAACAUCAGUGAAGGCCGCAGGCACGUCAUUUAUGAGGACCAAGCUGAGAACUUCAUCCUCAAGAUCCUGUACUGCAAGCAGACCGAUAAUGGUCUCUACACCUGCAAUGCAACCAAUUUGGCUGGGCAGACCUACAGUGCUGUGUUGGUAACAGUCAAAGAGCCUGCAGUGCCAUUCAGGAGGAAGCUGAAGGAUGUGGAGGUCCAAGAGAAAAUGUCAGCCACAAUGAUGUGUGAGGUGCCCGUUACUUCCACCCAAGCCAGCUGGUUCAUGGAGGAAACGCGGCUGCAGCAAAGCAGCAAAUAUAACAUGGAGGAGGAAGGGACCCUGCGUCGUCUCACCAUACACAAUGUCACCACCAAUGAUGAUGGCGUUUAUAUUUGUGAGAUGAAAGAGGGCAGUCGCACUGUGGCUGAGCUCACUGUCUUGGGCAACAUUACCAAGAAGCUUCCCCGCAGGACAGUGGUUCCUGUCAGUGACACUGUCAUCUUCUGUGUGGAGCUGGAGCAUCCCAUCCCGGAUGUCUACUGGACCCGCAAUGGCGAGAAGCUGAAGGAGGAUUCCCGUAUUUCCAUUGCCUGUGUGCUCAGGCAGUACACACUCACAAUUAGAGACUGCCAGGCAGAUGACUCAGGAGAGGUGGCCUUUGUAGCUGGAGACUGCAAGACAUCCACUCGAUUCACUGUCACGGCUGCCAGGAAACAUCCACCUGAUCCCCCAGUCGACGCAGUGGUGCAGAACAAGACUGACUCAUCCAUCACCAUCCAGUGGUCUCCUCCUGACAGUGACCGCCCUGUCCCCAUCAAGGGCUACAUUGUGGAGAGGAGGAAGGUUGGCACUCAGACAUGGCAGAGGUGCAACCCUGGGGAAACCAUUGUUUCAACAGAGAUCAUCAUCUGCAGCUUCACAGAAGAAGCCACCUACCAGUUCCGUAUCUCUGCUAUGAAUGACUUUGGCCAGAGUCCUUACCUGGAGGUGCCUGGAACCUUCUACCUAGAACCCAGUGCUGAAAUCAGGAGAGGCCUGACAAACUCUGCUGCAGUCUCUGGUGAGGAAUUCUCGAUCUCUGUGGAGCUGUCUGCUGUUUGCUCCGGCUUCUGGUCUCUAAACGGCCGCCUCCUGCGCAGUGGAGCCGACUACCUCAUCACCAGGUCCAAGAACACACACACUCUGCUCAUCCGUGUCGUCACCAUGGAAAUGAACGGAAAUGAGAUCAAGUUUGUGGGUGGAGGCUCGCAAAGCAGUUGCAUCCUGUCCGUGAAGGUUCCUCCUGUUAGGUUCACCAACAAGUCAGACGUAACGGAGGUUGUGACCUGCAGUGCCCAAGCCACUGCUCAGUUGACUGCUGAGGUGUCAGAUUACGAUGCACAGGUGGUUUGGAUGAGGAAUGGACGGGAGUUGAAAACUGGAAAGAAGUAUGAAUAUAUGUUCACUGACCGCAAGAGGAUCCUUAUGAUACACAACGUCACAGAGGAAGACGUGGGCAUCUACGAGUGUGUUUUAGCUGAUGACAGAAUGUCCAUCCAACUCAGUCUUAAAGAUGAACCUGCCAAGUUUUUGAACAAAACCAGAGGUCCCAUGGGAUUGGCAUCGUCCCUUAAAGGAGAUCUUGAGCUGAACUGCGAGGUAUCUCCCGCCAGUGCGGUCGUUGUGUGGAAAAAAGAUCAAGUGAAGAUCAUUGAGGACCAAAGAACUACCUUCAUCUCCAAAGGGACUCAAAGGAAACUCAUCAUCAGGAAUGCCAAGAAAAGUGACGAAGGACAUUACUCAUGUGAGACAGAAACAGACAAAGUCACAUUCCAGGUUAAGAUUAAAGAAACUCAAGCUGUAGCUGUGUUCUCCAACAAGGAGUCAGUCCAGAAGGAGGUGAAAGCUACUCUCUCCCAGAAAGCCACUCUUAGCUGCAAUGUUUCAGACAGCAAGACAGAGGUGAAAUGGUAUAAAGACGGCAAGGUGUUGAUAUCCAGCAGGACGAUAUAUUCAGAAGUAAAAGGCAACACUCGUCAGCUGGUGAUUGAAAAGGUGGAGAAGGGCGAUGCUGGAGAAUAUACAUGUGAAGCUGGAGGGGAGAAGCUGGCCUUCAGGUUAUUUGUGUCAGAUUUUCAGUCAGCAUUCUUCAACAAGGAGUCAGUCCAGAAGGAGGUGAAAGCCACUCUGUCUCAGAAAGCCUCCCUGAGCUGUGACGUAGCUGAUACCAAGACAGAGGUGAAAUGGUACAAGGAUGGCAAGCUGCUGACUCCCAGCAAGACAAUACACACAGAGUCGAAGGGUAAAAGUCGCCAGCUGGUGAUCGACAGUGUGGAGAGGAAGGAUGCUGGAGAAUACACCUGUGAAGCCGGGAAUGAGAAGCUGGUCUUUAAAAUGCAGGUGGAAGGUACUACUACAGAAGUCCAAGCUAAAUCUGCUUUCUGCAACAAAGAAUCUGUCCAGAGGGAAGUGAAAGCCACUCUCUCCCAGAAGGCCACUCUGAGCUGCGAGGUAGUCGAUAACAAGACAGAAGUGAAAUGGUACAAGGACGGCAAACUGCUGAGUGCCAGCAGAGCAGUUCACAUGGAGUCAAAGGGCAAGAUUCGCCAACUGGUGAUCGACAGUGUGGAGAAGAAAGAUGCAGGAGAAUACAUCUGCGAAGUUGGAACUGAAAAACUGGCAUAUAAAUUGCAAGUGACAGAAGCCCAAGCUGGCUUCUCCAACAAGGAGUCUGUCCAGAGGGAGUUGAAAGCUACUCUCUCUCAGAAAGCCACUCUUAGCUGUGAGGUUUCUGAUUCCAAGACAGAGGUGAAAUGGUACAAGGAUGGCAAGCUGCUGACUUCCAGCAAAGCAGUCCACAUGGAGACAAAGGGCAAGGGUCGUGAGCUGGUGAUAGAAAAAAUGGAGAAAAAAGAUGCUGGAGAGUACACGUGUGAGGCUGGAACAGAGAAGCUGGUCUUUAAGCUGCAGGUGACAGAUGCAGCUGUCAAGUUCCAGAAGAAGACUGUCAAGGACACAUGUAUUGUUCAAGCAAGUGAAAAAGUUGUUUUGACCACCGAGCUGACCUCAGAGAGCGGUAGUGUGAAGUGGUUUAGAGAUGGUGUGGAGCUCAGGGAGGGCAGCAAGUAUGAAAUGAAAAAAGAUGGUCUUUCUCGUACUCUGAUUGUGAAAUCCACCGAAUCCAAAGACAGUGGAACAUACACCUGUCAAACUGCUGACGACAAACUGGAGUUCAAAGUUCAAGUUAAAGAUUCAGCUUUGAAGUUUGUUGUCCCUUUGAAACCUGCUGCAGUGGAGUUGGGAGGUACACUUAGCCUGAUGUGUGAACUAAAUCAAGCCUCAGGGGAUGUUGUCUGGCAGCGUAAUGGUCGUGAGAUUAAACCUGGAGGCAGGCACUGUAUCAGGACAGAUGGUGCUAAGCGGGUUCUCACUGUGACUGGCAUGACUAAAGAAGAUGAAGGAGAAUACAGCUGUGAAUGUAGAAAUGACAAGACCUCUGCUAAAGUAUCAUCAAAAGCACCCAGACUGGUGAGGCUGACCUCCAGACUGAACAAUGUGGCUGCAAUGGAGGGAAAAGACGCCAUUUUCAAGUGCGCUGUCAACCCAGCGGACGUCAAUGUUAAUUGGUUCCACAACAGUGUACCUGUCACUGCUGGACCCAAGUAUAAGAUUGAACGUGGUGGUGGCAGUCACUCGCUCACCAUCACCUCUGUCACCCAAAAAGAUGCUGGAGAGAUUAGCAUUGAUGCAGAAGGCAAAACCUGCCAAGCUACCCUACAAGUGCAGCAUGAACCUGUGACAUUUAAGAAGAAGCUAGAAAACCUGACAGUGGAGGAGCAGAGUGAAGUGAAGCUGGAGGUGGAGCUCAGUAAACCAUCAGAUGAAGUGAAAUGGAUGAAGAACAGCGUAGUGCUGCAGCCCACAGGAAACAUGGAGAUCCGGGUAGACAAAGCUAAGCAGGCUCUGGUCUUCAAGAGUGUGACAUACACUGACCGGGGCAUCUACUCCUGUGAAACUCUGGAUGACAAAACCCAGGCCAAGCUCAAUGUGGAGAUGAAGAAGAUCCAGGUAAUAAAGGGCCUAACAGAAACCAAGGCACAUGAGACAGAGACAGUAACUCUUGAAGUAGAACUCAGUCAGGCUGACGUUGAAGGCUUCUGGACCAGGGAUGGGAUCAAGUUGAAAUCAGGGGUGUACUGCCGCAUCACAGCUCUGGGAAAAAAGCACGCCUUAACAUUGUCCAGUCUCAAGAGGGAAGAUGCAGGGACUAUUACCUUCCAAGCUGAAGGAGUACAUAAUUCUUGCAAACUGAUCAUCACAGAACCUCCUGCUAUGAUCUCCAAGCCCAUUAUGGAUAUGAGUGUUCCUGAGAAGGAGAAGGUAACUUUUGAAUGCGAAGUGUCCAGAACAAAUGCAGAUGUCAAAUGGUUCAAGGAUGAUGUGGAACUGAAACCAGGGAAGAACUUUGGCAUGCACUCCUUGGGCCGAAAGCGCAGUUUGGUCAUCAACAAAUGCACCCCUGAAGAUGCAGGCACAUACAUCUGCCGUACUCCUGAUGAUAACACCGCCGCCAAGCUCACUGUUAAUGCCAGAGAUAUUAAGAUUGUGAAGACGCUGAAGGAUGUGGAAGUGAUGGAGAAGGAGAGUGCUUCAUUUGUCUGUGAAAUCUCACAUGAUGAAGUGGACUGCCAGUGGUUCAAAGGAGGUGUCAAAGUCAAAGUCAGUGACAACAUCAAGAUGAGACAAGAUGGCAGAACCUAUGUGCUGCUGUUUAGGUCUGUCACCCCAGAGGACAUGGGUGAGAUUAAAUUCACAGCCGACAAGGCUUCUUCAACUGCAAAACUUAAAGUGAAAGAACUGCCUGUCAAGUUUGUGAAGAGGCUCAGGGAUAAGAUAGCGAUGUAUAAGCAUCGUGGUCAUCUUGAAUGCCAAGUGUCACGCGCCAGCGCAAAGGUGAAGUGGUACAAGAGCAAGACGGAGAUCAAACACGGCAAGAAGUACGAGAUCAAAAGUGAAGACGUGUACAGAAAGCUCACCAUCAACGAUGUGGACUCGGGGGAUGAAGACACCUAUACCUGUGAUGCCAUUGAUGACAAGACAUCCUGUAAACUACUUGUGGAAGAGCAGUCCAUCAGCAUUGUACGGGAGCUUAGUUCGGUAGAAGUGACCGAACCCUUUGCAGCUGUUUUUGAAGUUGAAAUCAGUAUGGAACUGGUGAAACCUCCUAUAUGGACUCUGAAUGGAGUUGCUGUGCAAGAGAGUGUUGAUGUUGAAAUGGAGAAAGAGGGAACUCUGCACCGUCUCACUUUCAAAAAGACCAAAACAUCAAUGACAGGACCUUUGCAGUUUACAGCUGGGAAGAGCAAAUCUUUAGCCCAGCUCACAGUCAAAGAGCGUCCGCUUGAGAUUGCAGAGCCCAUGAAAGAUGUGAAGGCGAAGGAGAAAAGCUCUGCUAUACUCAGCUGCAAAUUUUCUGUUGCACCCAAAGAGGUUCAUUGGUUCAAAGGUCAGGUACCUCUAGCGGCAUCAGACAAGUAUAACAUGAAGCAAGAUGCUACAAGGGCUCAACUGACCAUUCACACGCUGACUGAAGAAGACAGUGGAGAGUACCGCUGUCAGUCUGGACCUGCUGAGACCAAAGGCAAACUUACCAUUGAAGUGCGUGAAAUCAAGAUCACCAAGCACUUGGCAAACACAGAGGUUGAUGAAGACAGCGACGCACUGUUCACAUGUGAGAUUAACUAUGCAGAUGAAGAGGUACAGUGGCUUCUGAAUGACAAGGUGCUCUUCACAAAUGAGGUCAACACCAUCACCCAUGAUGGGAAGGUUCACACGCUCAAACUGAAGAACUUGGCUCCUCAGGAUGGGGGGACUAUCACUUUUCAAGUCCGCAAGGUGAAAGAGUCUGUGACACUUAAGGUUAAAGAGAAGCAUGCUGUGUUCCUCAAGUCCUUAGAUGAUGUCAUUGGAGAGGAGAAAGGCAUGAUAACUCUGGCGUGCGAGGCGUCCAAGCCCAGGGUUUCUCCCAUAUGGAGAAAAGAAGGUAAAGUCUUGAAGGCUGGAUCAAAGUACGAGCUCCUUCACACGGGCAAGUCUUUGGGACUGAUCAUCAAAGAUGUCACCAAAGAAGAUGCUGGAGAGUACAGUUGUGAUCUUGGAACUGAGGUUUCUAAAGCAAAGGUCACUGUAAGAGAAAUUGGCAUUGGAAUUACCAAAUGGCUGAAGUCAGCUGAGGUGAACGAGGGAGAGACAUGUAGCUUUGAGUGCAUCUUAUCUCGCGAGAGCACAGACGAGUGUUCCUGGACUCUCAACGGCCGCACUAUUACUGAUGGAGGCCGCUUCAAAAUCACCAGUAAAGGACGCAAGUACAUGCUGACCAUUAAGGAUGUCACUCCUGCUGACGCUGGAGAGGUGGUAUUCAACAUUAAAGACCUGAGCUCCAAAACAACAUUAACAGUUGAAGGGAAAGCUUCAUCUGUGUCAAAGGGACUACAGAAUGUUAAAGCUGAUCGUGGGGAAGAUGCUGUUUUUAUCUGUGAGGUGACACAGGCUAGUUCCACCGUAAAGUGGGCCAAGGAGGGCAAAGCCAUCAAAAAGAGCCAGAAGUAUGGCAUCACCCAAGAGGGCAGGGUUAUGAAGUUGACAAUCCAUAAUGUCUCUGCUCAAGACUCUGGAGAGUACAGUUGUGAAGUUGUUGGAGGUGCAACCACUAAAGGCAAACUGGAAAUCAAGGAGCCAAUUCAUAAAUUCACCAAACCGCUAAAGGACAGCCAAGCAGUGGAGAAGAGCUCCGUGACCCUGCAGUGUGAGACUGCACAAACUCCAUCCACUGUGAUCUGGCUUAAAGGUCACACAGAGCUCAAGGCUGGAGGUCGAUAUGAGAUGUCCCAGAAGGAGGGGGUCUUAACUCUCACCAUCAAACACCUGGAGGAGAAAGACACCGAUAUCUACACUUGUGACGUGGGCACAGCCAAGGGCAUGGCAAAGGUGACAGUCAACGCCCUGCCUGCCACUUUUCAAGAGAUGCUCAAGAACCAGGAGAAAAAGGAGGGGGAGACUGCAACGCUUUGCUGCAAGUUAUCCAAACCUGUGGACGGUGUUCAGUGGAAGAAAGGCUCUGAAGUUCUUCGAGCUGGAAAGAAGUAUGAGAUGAAGCUAGAGGAGAUCCGAUGUGAGCUUCAGAUUAAGAAUCUAGAGGUUGAAGAUAAUGGAGAGUAUUCUUGCGUGUGUGGAGACCAGAAGACUUCUGCAACACUGAAAGUCAAUGCAUUGCCGCCAACCUAUAUAAAGAAGCUGGAGAGCCAGGAGGCUGAGGAGGGAGCCAGUGUUACUCUGCACUGUGAGCUCUCCAAACCUGGAGUCCCAGUGGAGUGGAAGAAGGGAACACAGGUGCUGACGUCUGGAGAAAAGUACCAGAUGAAGCAGAAGGCCUCUGUGACUGAACUGGUGAUCAACAAAGUGGUGCCAGAAGACAGUGGAGACUACAGCUGUGUGUGUGGAGACCAGAAGACCACAGCCAGCCUCAAGAUCAAGGCCCAACCAGUGACCUUCAGACAGAAGCUGGAGAGCCAGGAGGCUGAGGAGGGAGCCAGUGUUACUCUGCAUUGUGAGCUCUCUAAACCUGGAGUCCCAGUGGAGUGGAAGAAGGGAACACAGGUGCUGACGUCUGGAGAAAAGUACCAGAUGAAGCAGAAGGCCUCUGUGACUGAACUUGUGAUCAACAAAGUGGUGCCAGAAGACAGUGGAGACUACAGCUGUGUGUGUGGAGACCAGAAGACCACAGCCAUCCUCAAGAUCAAGGCCCAACCAGUGACCUUCAGACAGAAGCUGGAGAGCCAGGAGGCUGAGGAGGGAGCCAGUGUUACUCUGCAUUGUGAGCUCUCUAAACCUGGAGUCCCAGUGGAGUGGAAGAAGGGAACACAGGUCCUGACGUCUGGAGAAAAGUACCAGAUGAAGCAGAAGGCCUCUGUUACUGAACUACUGAUCAACAAAGUGGUGCCAGAAGACAGUGGAGACUACAGCUGUGUGUGUGGAGACCAGAAGACCACAGCCAUCCUCAAGAUCAAGGCCCAACCAGUGACCUUCAAACAGAAGCUGGAGAGCCAGGAGGCUGAGGAGGGAGCCAGUGUUACUCUGCAUUGUGAGCUCUCUAAACCUGGAGUCCCUGUGGAGUGGAAGAAGGGAACACAGGUCCUGACGUCUGGAGAAAAGUACCAGAUGAAGCAGAAGGCCUCUGUAACUGAACUGGUGAUCAACAAAGUGGUGCCAGAAGACAGUGGAGACUACAGCUGUGUGUGUGGAGACCAGAAGACCACAGCCAGCCUCAAGAUCAAGGCCCAACCAGUGACCUUCAGACAGAAGCUGGAGAGCCAGGAGGCUGAGGAGGGAGCCAGUGUUACUCUGCAUUGUGAGCUCUCCAAACCUGGAGUCCCAGUGGAGUGGAAGAAGGGAACACAGGUCCUGACGUCUGGAGAAAAGUACCAGAUGAAGCAGAAGGCCUCUGUUACUGAACUGGUGAUCAACAAAGUGGUGCCAGAAGACAGUGGAGACUACAGCUGUGUGUGUGGAGACCAGAAGACCACAGCCAGCCUCAAGAUCAAGGCCCAACCAGUGACCUUCAAACAGAAGCUGGAGAGCCAGGAGGCUGAGGAGGGAGCCAGUGUUACUCUGCAUUGUGAGCUCUCCAAACCUGGAGUCCCAGUGGAGUGGAAGAAGGGAACACAGGUCCUGACGUCUGGAGAAAAGUACCAGAUGAAGCAGAAGGCCUCUGUGACUGAACUACUGAUCAACAAAGUGGUGCCAGAUGACAGUGGAGACUACAGCUGUGUGUGUGGAGACCAGAAGACCACAGCCAGGCUCAAGAUCAAGGCCCAACCAGUGACCUUCAAACAGAAGCUGGAGAGCCAGGAGGCUGAGGAGGGAGCCAGUGUUACUCUGCACUGUGAGCUCUCUAAACCUGGAGUCCCAGUGGAGUGGAAGAAGGGAACACAAGUCCUGACGUCUGGAGAAAAGUACCAGAUGAAGCAGAAGGCCUCUGUGACUGAACUACUGAUCAACAAAGUGGUGCCAGAAGACAGUGGAGACUACAGCUGUGUGUGUGGAGACCAGAAGACCACAGCCAGCCUCAAGAUCAAGGCCCAACCAGUGACCUUCAAACAGAAGCUGGAGAGCCAGGAGGCUGAGGAGGGAGCCAGUGUUACUCUGCAUUGUGAGCUCUCUAAACCUGGAGUCCCUGUGGAGUGGAAGAAGGGAACACAGGUCCUGACGUCUGGAGAAAAGUACCAGAUGAAGCAGGAGGCCUCUGUUACUGAACUACUGAUCAACAAAGUGGUGCCAGAAGACAGUGGAGACUACAGCUGUGUGUGUGGAGACCAGAAGACCACAGCCAGCCUCAAGAUCAAGGCCCAACCAGUGACCUUCAGACAGAAGCUGGAGAGCCAGGAGGCUGAGGAGGGAGCCAGUGUUACUCUGCAUUGUGAGCUCUCUAAACCUGGAGUCCCAGUGGAGUGGAAGAAGGGAACACAGGUGCUGACGUCUGGAGAAAAGUACCAGAUGAAGCAGAAGGCCUCUGUGACUGAACUACUGAUCAACAAAGUGGUGCCAGAAGACAGUGGAGACUACAGCUGUGUGUGUGGAGACCAGAAGACCACAGCCAGCCUCAAGAUCAAGGCUCUGAAGCUGGCAGCCCCUCCUUCAGCCACUAAACUGGAUGCUAAGAGGCAAGAGACCAGAGAAACUAUGGAAGCCAAGACCCCUGAAGCUCCUUCCGUAGCAGCUAAAGACAAGCAGAAGAGGCAAGAGAUAUAUGAGACAGUAGAAGCUGUGACACUGCCAACUACUGAACAGACUCCCAAACAGCAGCUCCUCAAACAGGAGAUUCAGAGAGAUAUUCAACAGCUCAAAGAGGGAGGUGAAGCUGUGACACUGCCAACUGCUGGACAGAUUGCUAAACAGCAGCUCCUCAAACAGGAGAUUCAGAGAGAUGCUGGAGAGCUCAAAGAGGGAGGUGAAGCUGUGACACUGCCAACUGCUGGACAGAUUGCUAAACAGCAGCUCCUCAUACAGGAGAUUCAGAGAGACUCUGGAGAGCUCAAAGUGGGAGGUGAAGUUGAAAAGACUACUGCUGGAAUAGCUGCAAAACAAGAUACACAGAGGCAGGGGACCAAAGAGUCACUGGAAGCAGUGAGGCCUCUUGAUACUCCAGCAGCUGUGACACUACCCUCUAGGGAUUCCAAAAAAGUGGUGGAAGUUGCAGCAGAGAAGUCAGCAGCUUCAGCAGUGAUCUCCAAAGUUGAACCUGAGAAGCAGGAAUUCAGAAAGAGAGUUGAAGAGACUGAAAAGCCUGCUGUUUCUGAUGUCAUCCCAAAGCCAGAGCCUGCAAAGCUGGAUACUGAAGUGAAAGGACAAGUCCUUCAAGUCAAAGUCGUUCGAAACCUGGAGAGCCAGGAGGCCGAGGAGGGAGAUAGUGUCACUCUGCACUGUGAGCUUUCUAAACCUGGACUGCCCAUCGAGUGGAAGAAGGAAGCUCAAGUAUUGAGUUGUGGUGAAAAGUACCAAAUGAAACAAACAGGAUUCAGUUAUGAGCUACAGAUCUUUGAUUUGAGACCUGGAGACACGGGAAGCUACUCAUGCUGUUCAAAGGACACAGUAACUUCAGCAUCUCUUGUAGUAAAUGCUUCCCCAGUUAUUUUCACAAAAGAGCUGGAAAGCCAAACGGCUGAUGAGGGGGACAGUGUGACGCUGCACUGUGAGCUUUCUAAACCUGGUGUUCCUUUGGAGUGGAGGAAAGGAGAACUUGGUCUUUGUCCUUGUGCCAAGUAUGAUAUUAGACAAACAGGACACCUGGCUACAUUAAUAAUCCAUGAUUUAGACCCAGAGGAUGCUGGGUGUUACACAUGUGACACUGGUGACCGUCAAAGCACUGCACAGCUAGCUGUGAAGGCCCAGCCUGUCCUUUUCAAAACCCAGCUACAAAACCUUGAACUACAGGAAGGAGACAGUGCUUGUCUCCGCUGUGAGACCACAAAGCCGGGAGCCAGUGUGGUCUGGAGGUGUGGUGACAGGGUGCUGGCGUCCAACAGCAAGUAUCACCUGAAACAGGAAGGAACUACAGUCGAGCUUGUCAUCUAUAAACUGCAGGGAGCCGACUCAGGAGAAUACUCCUGUGAUACAGGCAGCCAGAGGACUUCAGCUGUCCUCACUGUGCAGGAGGUCGAGGUCAACAUACUGAAAUUCUUGGAGAGCUGUGUUGUAUAUGAGGGUGAAGAUGUCCGCUUUGAGUGUCGGGUUUCCCAUGAAGAGGCACCUCUGGCCCAGUGGAAACUCCAGGAUGUCCCUCUACAGAACAACGAAAUGAACCUGAUCAAGUCUGAGGGCCGGGUACACAGCCUCACACUGAGAGGCGUCACCACAGCUGACUCAGGAAUAGUUACGUUCUCAGUGGGUAACCACACUUCCACUGCUUCUCUUACAGUCAGAGCAGCCGCACCUGCACUAUUCAAGAAGGAGCUGGAAAGUCAAGAGGCCACCGAGGGAGAUAAGGCCACCCUGUCCUGUGAGACAUCCAACCCUGAUUGCAAGGUGACCUGGCUGAAGGGCUCAACUGUGCUCACCCAUGGGGAGAAGUACACUUUGGAGCAGAGAGCUACCACUCACAACCUGGUUAUACACAAGCUGAAUCUGAAGGAUAGCGGAGAAUAUACCUGUGAUACAGGGGACAAGAAAAGUACAGCUACCCUGACUGUGAAAGAGCGUGUGCGUGUCAUCCGAGAACUCUGCGAUACCACUGUGAUCACUGGGCAGGAUGCUGUCUUUGAGGUUGAGUUGUCACACUCAGGCGUGACGAAUGGGGAAUGGUGGCUUGGAGACAACCUCCUCCAAAAUAAUGAUCUAAAUCAAAUGAGCAGCCAGGGCAGAGUGCACCGUUUGGUCCUGAAGAUGGUGACCACAGAUGAAUCAGGCGAUGUUGCCUUCGUGGUGGGAGAAGAGAAGAGUGUGGCCUGUCUUCUUGUGGAGGAGAAGCCCAAAGUGUUAAUACUAGAGAAGCCACACAACACUGUGGCAGUAGAGGGUAAAACUGUCACUCUGGCCUGCACCAUCUCUGACGCCAAGGGCACUGUCACCUGGAAGAGAAACAACGUGGCCAUCCACGCAGGUCUCAAGUAUGACCUGAGGAACAAUGGAGCGUUCCACCAGCUUCAUAUCCACAACCUGCUGCCUGAGGACUCAGGGACAUACACCUGUGACACAGGAGAUGCACAGUGUGACGUCACCUUGACUGUGGAAGGUGCCCCAGUGUCCUUCCACAAAGAGCUGAAGAACCAGGAUGCCGUAGAGGGUGAUGAUGUUACUCUGCGGUGUGAGCUGUCUAAGCCAGGUGUUCGUGUUGAGUGGAGGAAAGGAGGCAUGGUCCUCCAGCCUGGUUUGAAGUUUGAGAUGAGGCAGGAAGGGUGCAUUCAAGAGCUCUGUAUACGGAACCUGGAGCCUGACGACAGUGGCUACUACACCUGUGAUGCGGGAGACCAGCUCACCACAGCUUCUUUGGCAGUGCAAGUGAAAGAAGUCUUCAUUGUGCAUGGUCUUAAGACCACUGACGUCUUUGUUGGGGAAUGGGCAACCUUCUCCUGUCAGCUGUCUGGUAGGGCGCCAGGCAAGGUGCAUUGGUGGCUGGAUGGCACCUUGCUGGAGAACAGCCCCUUUAGUGAGAUAGGGCUGAACCAGGGACACAUCCACACACUCACCUUAAAGAACCUGGCCACAGAUGACUCUGGCACUGUCACGUUUAAAGCUGGGAGUUUGACAUCAACAGCCAAGCUCUUAGUCAAAGAUCCCACAGUUGAAGUGGUGAGCGAGAUGGAGGACAUUCGGGUGCUCGAAAACCAACCGGCUGAGUUCAUCUGCCAGUUCUCAAGGCCGGUCAAGGCUCAGUGGAAGAGAGACGGGCAGCCGUUACAGCCUGAUGGCCGAAGGGUGGUAGUAGAGCAGGACUGGAAUGUGGCUCGCUUGUUCAUAAGCCGUGUGUCUGCUCAGGACAGGGGCACAUACUCCUGUGAGGCAGAGGGGACCUGUGCGGUCGCUUCACUCUAUGUGGAAGGCAAACCCAUUGACAUUGUCCAGGGCCUGGAGAAUGUAGAAACCAUUGAUGGAGGUGAAGCGUUGUUUGAGUGUGCCCUCUCUCGUCCAGAGAGCAAAGAUGUCCGCUGGCUCCUUGAUGGGAAACCAGUUAAGGAAUCCCCUAAUGCUGAGAUUGUGACAUUUGAGAGCGGCCGUCGUCAUCUGCUCCUUUUGAAAGAGUUGCGAGUGACAGACAGUUGCACAGUGACCUUCAAAGCUGGCACAGCAUCAACAUCUGCCCAACUCUCUGUCAAAGGUUGGCAGCUGGACGUUGCGAAGGGUCUGGAGGACAAGGUGGCUGCAGUGGGAGAGAAGGUUGAGUUUUGUGUUGAGCUCACCGAGCAUGUCCCUGCAACAGAAGUAGCCUGGUAUGCUAAUGGAGUUGAGCUGAAGUCCAGUGACCUCUGGGCUACGAGGGUUGACGGCUGUGUGUAUCGUCUUGUCCUGAGACAGGCGCCUCUUUUGCCACAGCAGGAAAUUACAUUUGCUGCUAGAGAUGCUCUCUCUUUGGCCAAACUCACCAUCAUCACUGUACCUGAUCCCCCAGAGGACCCAGAGGUCCUCAGUAAGACUGAAAAGUCUGUCACCCUCUCUUGGUUCACUCCUCUACAUGACGGAGGGAGUCCCAUUCUUGGCUACAGGGUGGAAAUGCGGCUGGUAGACAGUGCCCUUUGGCUCCCAUGUCAUUCUGAACCUGUGUGCAACACAGAGUUUGUGGUCGGAAAUCUAAUCUUGGGGAGUGGAUACAGGUUUAGAGUGGCAGCCAUCAACAGAGCUGGGAUUGGAGAGCCUGUUGAGUUGCCCCAGACUGUGCAGCUUGAGGCACCAAGGCAGCCAUUGAUUUCCCCAGGUAAAGUGGCAAAACAGGUAGAGACUGAGGUGAUGGGGCAGCCCAGUCUGCCUCCAGAAGCUGCUGAAGAAGGUGACCUCCAUGAGCUGUGGGAGGAAUCAGCCAAGAAACGGCGCAUGAGUCGAGAACCCACUCUGGACUCCAUCACUGAACAGACUGAAGAGGACGGUAAAGGUGGUCAGAAGAAAUCAGAAGAGAAAGAACUGAAGGCCUCAGAGAAAGUGGAAAUAACAUCGGUAGAGAAGGAUCAGGCCAUUGUGUCCAAGAAGCAGACAGAGUCCAAAAUGUACACCAGCUCUGAGGAUGAGUCUGUUCCUGGGGGUCCAUCGCUUGUCACCUACCUCAAGAAGAGCAGCAAGUCUGGUGUCACAGCGACCACUGAGGGAGAGGCUAUGACUACUGAGAGGUUCUUUGCACAUUUCCAGAUGGCAGAGCAGAGAACAGUGCAUCUAACAACCACCGUUCAGCAGACAGGUGAAACACAAGUGACGACAGAGGAGACCAGCAUCAUGGAGAUCAGUAAAGAGGAAGAGCCUGAGCUCAGAGAUGCUGCCAUUAAGAUUCAAGCUGCGUUCAAGGGCUACAAAGCCCGCAAGGACAUGCGCCCUGUCUUCAAAGAGGUCUUCAAAGACCAGACCAAGGAGCCCAGUGGCACUAUACAUCUAGAAUGUGUGGCAGAAGGUAAACCUGAUAAGGUGCGCUGGCUGAAGGAUGGAGAACCACUGACGGAUGGCAAGCACCACCACAUUGAUAUCUACAAUGAUGGUACUUGCUCACUGGUCAUCACUGCUAUCACUACAAAGGAUACAGGAGUUUACACUUGUGAGGUCACCAACAAGUUUGGAGUCAACUCUCACAGUGGUAAAGUCACAGUAGGAACAGCGAGAGAAUCUUCCGGGCGACGGCCACUGACCGUGGGCUACAGUGCAGACAGCGAACCCGAUAGCUCCUCUGGAAGUGAGAUGGAUGAGUCACUGAGGCAGGCAAGCAGACGUCUACGGCGCCUUCUGCGCACACGCCUCCCACCAGAUGUUGAAGAAGAACCAUUUGUCAGCGCAGAUGAAGGAGACCUGCGUCCUCCAGAUCCUCACUCUUACCGUGAGGACGACACAUACAUCUACAUUCGCUUCAACUCACGGUCAGAGGCUGAGGUUGCCUCGACGAGGUUCCAGGAGAUGUUUACAAUCCAUGGAGUUCCUGUGGAGACCGCCAUCCUGGAGGCAGGGCCUCUCAAAGUGGAGCUCCGAAUUAGGAAGAUGGGCUACACGCAAGAUGGUACAGCGACCCCCACACAAGACAGACAGCCUCCUGCAUUUACGACUGGAGCCCCAGCUGCCCCAGUCUUCUUGACAGAGCUACAAAGUCAGGACGUUCCAGAUGGUUAUCCAGUCAGCUUUGACUGUGUUGUGAUUGGCAAACCCCCUCCCAUCGUUCGCUGGUAUAAGGACGGCAAACUGCUGGAGGAGAAUGACCAUUACAUGAUCAACGAAGAUCAGGAGGGCUGCCACCAACUCAUCAUUACCACUGUACUUCCAACUGACAUGGGUGUCUAUCGUUGCACAGCUGAAAACAGCAGCGGCAUCGCAACCACAAAGGCCGAACUCAGGGUUGACAUGUCCUGCAGCUCGGAUUAUGACACUGCUGCUGAUGCCACUGAAACAUCUUCCUUUGUCAGUGCCAAGGGCUACAUGUCCAGGGAAACUGAGACAUUUGAGUCUGUAACUGAAGAUGAUCAGCUACCACAAGUUGUGGAAGAGCUUCAUGAUGUUCAUGUCAGUCCAGGUUCACCUAUUGCUAAGAUGCAGCUCAAAGUAAAGGGCUUCCCCAAACCCAGAGUGUACUGGUUUAAAGACGGCCACCCUCUGCGACCUUCAGAAAGAAUUCUGUUGCUCGGAGAGAGAGAUGUUCAUGGUGUGGAGAUCCUGGAGGUGAAGAAAGAGGAUAUGGGGGAGUACUCUGCUUACAUCAGCAAUGCUGCUGGUUCUGCGUACUCCUCUGCCCGCCUGAUAGUUCUGAGUCCAGGGGAAAUUAUGCCACAAGAUAAAAGAGACCCCAAGGAGCCCCUGGUGCCACCCCGCUUCCUUGAAAGGUUCAGCAACAGGAAGGUGAAACAAGGAGCCAGCAUCACUCUGUCUGUCAAAGUAGAAGGCUCUCCCACUCCUAUGGUGUCCUGGCUAAAGGAGGAAUCAAUGGAAGAUGUCCUGUGGAUCAAGCCUGAUACCAAGGGAUACAAAAUAGCAAGCUCGGGGCGCCAGCAUAGCCUCAUCUUGAUGGACGUGGGCACAGAAUACACCGGGGCUUAUACCUGCAUUGCCACAAAUAGAGCAGGACAGUCCAUCUGCACUGCCCACCUCGAGGUUGAUGAGACACCACAACCAAAGAAAGAGACCAAAACCUCAGAGGUUCUUGGAAUUACAGUUAGUCCUCCAGAAGAGGAGGCUGGCAAAGGAAAAGAGGGUAAAAUACCCUACCUAGGUGAAGUAGGUACAGAGGAAUUCCUCAUGAAACUCACCUCCCAGAUCACUGAAAUGGUGUCAGCGAAGAUUACCCAAGCUUCAUUACGCGUACCAGGUGUUGACAGUGACGAUGAGACCAAGACCCCUUCUCCAUCACCGCAUCACGGUCGCUCUCGUCCUCCCUCCCUCAUCGCUGACUCCUCCUCUGAGUCUGAUGAGGGGGAUGCCAGGGGAGAGAUGUUUGACAUUUAUGUGGCAACAGCUGACUACAACCCCAUGACAGCAAGCAAAGAAUCAAUUUCUCUAAAGGAGGGACAGUAUGUUGAGGUCUUGGACUCAGCUCAUCCGCUCAAAUGGUUAGUCCGGACCAAACCCACCAAAACCACACCAUCCCGCCAAGGCUGGGUGUCACCUGCCUACCUGGACAAGAAACUUAAACUCUCUGCUGAUACAAGUGACCUUCCAGAGACAAGUGUAGAGGAGCUGUCCGAGGGUGAAUACAAGAGGAAAUUAUUCCAACUGAUCCAAGACCUGAUAAAUGGCGAAGCAGAGUUUGUAAAGGAGGUAGACUUCUUUACAACCCAUCACCUGAAGCAUGCAGAGAGCCCUGAUGCACCGCCUGAUGUCAGCAGCCAGAAGGAAGCCAUAUUCAGGAACAUUGAUGAUAUCAAGACCUUCCAUAGCAAGUCAUUCCUGCCAAAGUUGAACGACUGUGAAACGGAUGAUGAUGUAGCCAUGUGCUUCCUGAAGAACAAGGAGGGCUUUGAGAAGUACCUGCAGUAUCUCGUUGGUCAGGGUCUAGCUGAAUCGGCUAUCAGUGACAAGGCUGUUCACCGCUUCUUCAAGGAGUACACUGAGAAAGUGCAAGCCAGCGCAGACCCUUCAGAUCCCCCCGUACGCAGCAUAAACGCCAGCCUCCAACAACCACUGGACAGGAUUCAGAAGUACAAGGCCGUGCUGAAGGAGCUGAUUCGAAACAAGGCAAGAAAUGGUCAGAACUGCUGCCUAUUAGAAGAAGCUUACGCCAUGGUGUCUGCACUCCCUCAGCGCUCUGAGAAUAGUCACCAUGUCUCCAUGAUCGAGAACUAUCCUGCCACACUGGAAGUAUUAGGAGAGCCAAUCAGACAGGGACCCUUCCAAGUGUGGGAAGGGGCUCCAGGGAUUAGGACGUCCUCUAGAGGUCACCACCGCCACUGCUUCCUGUUCAAGAACUACUGUAUAAUCUGCAAACCCAAGCGAGACAGCAACACUGAUACACAAUCAUACGUCUUUAAGAACAUGAUGAAGUUGAAUAACAUUGAUGUGAAUGAGACAGUGGAGGGUGAUGACCGUGCCUUUGAGAUCUGGCACGAACGCGAGGACUCUGUGAGGAAGUACACCUUGCAGGCCCGAACCGUAACCAUCAAGAACUCCUGGCUGAGAGAUUUCAGAGAGCUUCAGCAGCGAUACAGCAUGCCUGCAUGGAGUCCUCCUGACUUUGAUGAAAUUCUGGCAAACUGCACAGCAGAGCUGGGACAGACUGUUAAACUAGCCUGCAAAGCCACUGGAGUACCAAAACCUACCAUCACCUGGUACAAGGAUGGACGCACUGUGGAGGCAGAUCCUCAUCACAUCAUCAUAGAGGACCCUGAUGGUUCCUGCACACUGAUCCUGGAUAACAUGACAGCAGAUGACUCUGGCCAGUACAUGUGCUUUGCCACAAGCUCAGCUGGUAAUGCCAGCACUCUGGGCAAGAUCACUGUUCAGGUGCCGCCUCGUUUUGUGAAUAAAAUGAGGAAUGCUAUAUUUGUCGCCGGUGAGGACACUCAGUUCACCUGCGUCAUACAGAGCGCCCCCCACCCAAAGAUCAGGUGGUUCAAGGACGGCAGGCUGCUGACUGACCAGGAAAAGUAUCAGACCUACAGCGAGCUCCGCAGUGGCGUUCUGGUCCUGGUAAUAAAGAACCUGACAGAGAGAGACCUGGGACACUACGAGUGCGAGUUGUCCAACCGUCUGGGCAGCGCCAAGUGUGCUGCUGAUUUGGUCCCACCCUCUGCUGUGGCUCGCUCUGGUGAGCAGGCCAUCACUAUUGAAGUGACUGAGCAGGAGACAAGAAUACCAAAGAAAACCAUCAUCAUCGAGGAGACUAUAACCACUGUGGUGAAGAACCCACGUAUGAGGAGGCACAGGUCCCCUGGCUUGACUCUCGCUGGAGCCCAACGCUCGGAGACUUCCACCCCAGAGCCCCCGACAACCAGGCUGAGAAGAAUGCCCACUCCAAGGAAGACCGUCCCAACUCUCUAUGUUACCGAGCCUCAGGGUGCUGAAGCCAGAGUCGUGGAGACCAAGCCCAGGUGGGUAGAGGUAGAGGAGGUCAUCGAAUAUAAGGUCAAUAAAUCUCCCAGGCUGCCCAGGAGGAGGGGCAUCUCACCUGCAGGGUCUGAUCGUGCAGCCACUCCCUCCAGACCCAAAAGGUCUCCACCGGAGAAUCCAAACGCUAACAAUUCCAACAACAAGCUGGUGGAGCAGGCUCAGGCCCAGCUGCAGGGAGACGUCAGCAGCCAGCCGCUCUCCUGGGAGGAAGAGGAGGGUAAUGUUACCUCUGAUUCUGUCGCUGGGGUCGCUGAAGAGCCACAGGAGCUUUCAUCUGUCCUCGCUCCAGCUGGAGAGGACAGCGAGGACCUGGAUGAUGAGCAAACUAUCAUCUUUGAACCUGAUGAUGAAGAUGAUGAUCAUACCUCACUCGGAAAGCAGGAGCCUAAGAUUCUGACACAAGGAGGCCGUGUUCUGACCCUUGAAGACUUGGAGGAUUACGUCCCUGAGGAAGGAGAGACCUACGGCUCGUCCAGCGCUCACAACUCCGCAGCAGAAAAGCCCUGUGAAAUCUCUGUGCUCCAGAGGGAGAUCGGCGGCUCUACAGUGGGACAGCCGGUGCUCCUCAACGUGGGGCGGCCUGUUGUGGUCCCGAGGCAGAGGAGCAGCUUCUUCAGCCGCUUCAGGGAGCAUCUCUCCAGCAGCCUUUUCUCAUCUGCUGCCCCCCAAGCCAGUGGAGGCCGGUCCAGGACGGAAAGGCAUGUCCCCAUCCAAGUGAGCCACGCAAAGCUGGAAGUGAAGCCGUCAUACUGCUCCGAGGUGCAGAGAGUCGAGGGCGGGCAGCAGAGCUUUAAAACCAAAGUGUCAACUCAGACCUACGGCUACACCUCAGUGGGCAACCCAGUCACUCUUCAGAUUAGUGAUUAUCAGAACCAGUAGUAGCAAAGAGUUUUAAUUUGGUACCACUAACCCUCUCAGUCUUAAAUGGGGACAUUUUUACUUGCAUGAUAGAUAAGACAUAUCCUGACAUGAAGUUACUGCGUUUAACAAACCAUUCCAUUGUGAAGCUGCCCGUCAGGAAACAGGCUCAUCCUCUUGAGUCAUUUUCUUGACAGAUGGUUAGAGUCAGAUGGUCUGUCCAGACGAGACGAGUUGGAAAAUGUAGCUAUGAAUAUGUCACUGUGAGCAUGUUUCAGCCUCAAACUGCUCCGUUACACCUGUUGUGUGUUGUGCAAGACACACAGUGGACAGAAACCAAGAAAUUUGACAUUUUACGAAACAGUUUCAUCACGUUUCACUUAAACACACCUUCACAUAAUCAUGAACCUUUGAGCUAACUGAUCCAGGCAUUAUCCUUAGCGAUGACUCCUGCUAUAUACGCAAACAAAUAGUUAUACAGUAUAUUUAGGUAUAUAUAUAUUUUUUCAGUUUUACUUUUGUACCUUUCAAAGAAUGUUGCCUUUUGCACUUUUGCAGUGCCUUAGAUUCCUGGAGCAACACAUGCUGGAGUUAAUGACUGUUAGUGAGGUCAUGUCUACAUGUUUCUAGUUCAGUAUUGCUAUAAGUUAAUUUAAAUAUGCAACACUGAUGAUGUAAAAAUGAACAACAGAACUUUGGUGACUGUUGUAGUCCACGGGCUGUUGUUUAAUUAACGAUGUGUGGUCAAAUUGUAGUCAGUUUGGCAAAAUCACACAUAAGGUCUCUACUACGACUUUUGUUUGUGAAUGAUUUGUUGAUGAGCAUCUUACACAAAUAUGGCUUUUCUACAAGCUGAUCAUUUGCAAGGUGAACGUGUUUCACAUCAGAUCUCUGUGUUUGACUGCAUUUAUGUCAUUUAUUAUUGUGAAACAUGUUUCUACUAUGAAUUGAAUAAAACACGCAGCUUUUUAGACAUUUUUGUGUCUGUUAAUGCAGUACAAUCACCUGUCAUUUUGCAGGAUAUCACAGGGACAGUCAUAUGUAAGUGAUAGAUAUUUAGAGUGAGUGACUGCAUGUAUUUGCUUUUCCAAAGCCGAUGUGUUUACCCAGAGUAUCCAGAUCUGUAAUGUUGUAUUUGAUUGCAAGGAAAUGUUUGUGCAAAGUACUUGAGCUCCCAGAAUGUACUACCUUCUCAGUUUAAAAAGUCACUAGAAUACAAUAACUGCCUCCUUAAAGAUUUGUGGUGUUUGUGUUGUUUUUAAAGGUCUUUUAGUCAGUUACAAGGAUCAUGUUAUGUAUUAAUAUUAAAGCACU
Epinephelus fuscoguttatus (brown-marbled grouper) is the source of this 22085-nucleotide messenger RNA. RefSeq names its product obscurin, cytoskeletal calmodulin and titin-interacting RhoGEF b (gene obscnb). Bases 258 to 20792 code for a protein of 6844 amino acids. Lineage: Eukaryota; Metazoa; Chordata; Actinopteri; Perciformes; Serranidae. Gene Ontology annotation, molecular function: guanyl-nucleotide exchange factor activity; protein binding. The transcript is spliced from 90 exons. The record is from RefSeq and is a predicted model, not a curated record.